GAAUUCUUUAGAUCAUGACUUUAAGGGCAGUUACUGGCUUCAGCUGCACUCCAUCAAGAUGAAGACAUCCAGCUAAAGGCACAGGGAGCCACUGACUUAACUCCAGUGGGAGAAAUUCUCCACUAGUUCAUCCGUGCUGGAUUUCCUAUCACCAUCACAAUGCAUGACCUUCUGCACACAUGGCUGAGAUCCUUUCUUUUCUUUGCAUUGAUAACCACAGGUCUUUCCUUGAACUGUGAAUUUUGUGAGAACAAUGGCACCAGCUGUUCUGGUGAGAUGGUGGUUUGUCCUUCUAAGAGAGACACCUGUAUUGUCUCAUUGAUUGAAAGUAUGUCAGAUGGAGUACUGUCAGUCAGCACAAUCAAAGGCUGUGAAUCUGUGGACAUCUGCUCCACUCCAACUUUUUAUUUGGAAAUGGGAAAUCAAUCAUUCUACAAGGCGAGUGUGGUCUGUUGCACAGGAGAGGAGUGCAAAACAGCUACUCCACAUAUACCACCACCACCGACUGCAACCAAUGGAAAAAUAUGUCCUGCGUGCUACACUACUACUGGAAAAUGUGGAAAUAAGACAGUGACAUGUACUGGGUUGCAGAAGUUCUGCUUCGAUGUAUCAACAGUGAUAACUACAGAUGGAAAGGAACAAGACUAUAUUGUCAAGGGUUGUACAACUCAGUCCGUCUGUGCUGCAAUACUGACUAACCGUUCCCCAGUAUUGGGAGAUGCCAUUGUGAAGAAAGCCUCAUGUGUCCCAAACCCAAAUCGUGGGUCAACAACAUCGCCUGAGCUCUUCCUGUCACUCUUCUAUGGAUUCCUGUUGUUGAAGAUUCUCUUGUAAAAGAUGCCCUUGUGGGAGUGUACCAUCUACCCAAUCAUUCAUGUCUCACUUGAAUCCACACAUUUUCUUGUCACCCUGCAGGUUGGUCUUCCGGAUGGAGUUUCUCUGCUUUAAU
Messenger RNA from Sceloporus undulatus (fence lizard), 949 nucleotides. Its product is annotated as phospholipase A2 inhibitor and Ly6/PLAUR domain-containing protein-like. The coding region runs from base 160 to 834 and encodes 224 amino acids. NCBI's taxonomy places the organism in Eukaryota, Metazoa, Chordata, Lepidosauria, Squamata, Phrynosomatidae. The record is from RefSeq and is a predicted model, not a curated record. The transcript is spliced from 6 exons. Gene Ontology annotation, cellular component: extracellular region. Gene Ontology annotation, molecular function: phospholipase inhibitor activity.